Molecule: messenger RNA, 1720 nt
Organism: Ostrinia nubilalis (European corn borer)
Lineage: Eukaryota; Metazoa; Arthropoda; Insecta; Lepidoptera; Crambidae
Gene: Phax
Product: phosphorylated adapter RNA export protein
Exons: 6
Coding region: 122-1327 (401 amino acids)
Biological process (GO): snRNA export from nucleus
Cellular component (GO): nucleus
Source: RefSeq, a predicted model, not a curated record
UGGUUUUUUGUCUAUGGCUCGAAAAUUUGACAGCUUUCGUAUUGGUGAAGGCGGAAUAGAUUUAUUUCGUUUCUUAUUUUCAUGAUCUAUUACUUUUUAGUGUGUAAUACAUCUUCAAAAUAUGAUGUCCACUACAGAAGGAGAACUAGACAUCGAGGUAUCCCAUGAACGGGAAGAGGGAGAGUUGGAGGAUUCUGAUGUAGAAGAGGGUACUUAUAUACCGUUGACCCGUCCAGAGGCCUUCAACCCGCCUUCUCUGGUUAAUAUGCAAAUACAAGACGAGCAGAGUGACGAGGCGUCGUCUCACGAGUCGACGGCAUCGGACUCGGACGAGGAGCCGCGGCGUCGGCCCAAGCGCACUAAGCUGCGCCUGCGCCGGCCCCAGCCCCAGGGCCAGCCGGACAAAAAAGACAAAUACAAUGUUUGGUGCAAGGCUUUGCAGGAGGAUCUGUUAACAGAAGACAUGGUCAGCUGUGAUGUUACAAAAAAAAGCGAUUAUGGUGUUGAAUCUUAUGACUACACAAUUAAGUAUAGAUUAGACGAUAAUUAUAUCUCUAAGAAAGUAUUUACAAAUGAUAAAGACUUAGAUGUCGAUCGCACAUCAAAUAAGCGGAGGCAUGUGGACCGGACUAAUGUUAAGCUGAGGUUAGGCAAACGAUUCAAUGCCCACCAGGAGAUGAGGGCAAAAGAAAAGCCACGGUAUUUGCCAGAUUUAGUCAUGACGUCGCAAGAUCCUAUCGAUCAAAUUGCCAAUGAAAUAGCUGUAAACUUGGAUGAAGAAAAGAAGGAAUUAGUUGUAAGGAUUGUACAAGUAUUAGGUGCACACAAAGCUAUGGAAAUAUACAAAGACACACAGAGGGUUGAAGCAGAUGGUGGGAUGCUUGUUAUGAAUGGUACACGUCGUCGCACGCCAGGGGGUAUUUACUUCUUCCUUCUAAAGCGCGACAACGACGUCUCCCAAGAGAUGGUGAACCAGAUCUUCAUAGAGGACCGUAAAGAAACCGUGCGUAAGAUCAAGAAGUCCAGGGCGAAGACCCGCCAGAAGGUCAUGGAGCAGCUUAAACAGAGUCUCACUGAUUCCGAGCUCCCCUCGUUACUAUCCAGAGGCGAAGCGACCGUCCAAUCUGAACACGGCUCGAACCCGCCGCCGUCGCCCGCCACCGAUGCGCGGGAGUGUUCCAGCGACACCGAUGCGCACGAUCUCGACGCAGCCUCCCCCGCGCGACCCCUCUCCCCCCUUCCCGACCGGACCGGCCGCAACAUUCAAGAAUACGAAGACGACGACUUCCUCGAAGUCAUGUGCAACGACGAUAUGGACUUGUUCUAAUUGGUGCCCACUUUAACGCUGCUAGUUGGUAAGUCGAACCGUUUCGGAUGAGUGGCCGAUGUACGUCACUGUUAAGGGUUAGUGAAACGCCUGAUGGACCUUUUCGCGAGGCCUAAGAACUGACUGAUCCAGUCUUAAAUUUUAGAUAGAUUUUCUAAAUUACUGUGACUAAAACUAAAUUUUGAAAUAGGCCCAAAGUUAAACGCGACAUUGGUGAUGUUAAAAUUAAAACUUGCCAAAAUUCAGAUGUUACAGUCUCGAAUGUUAGCGUUGCAAGCUGCGAUGCCUGUGUAUAAGGCUGAAUGCCCUUACUCUGAAAUCUAUAAUAGUUACCUAGAAUAAGUCUUGAUUUUACACCUUUAUAAAUAAAGGGCUUCUGUAUUUAUUUUAUUA